Messenger RNA from Pipistrellus nathusii (Nathusius's pipistrelle), 975 nucleotides. The record is from the annotation of a GenBank genome assembly. NCBI's taxonomy places the organism in Eukaryota, Metazoa, Chordata, Mammalia, Chiroptera, Vespertilionidae.
AUGGCGGCGGAGGUGCUGCCGAGUGCGAAGUGGCUGUACUGUGGAGAGCCCGACGAGAGCCAGAGAGCUGUGCUGGUUCAGUUCUCCAAUGGGAAGCUGCAGAAUCCAGAUAACAUGCGCUUUAGCUUGUACAAGAACAAGGACUCCGCGAAUCCCAGGAAGAAGAGCCAGCGGAUCCUGGCAGCUGAAACAGACAGACUUUCCUAUGUGGGAACCAAUUUUGGGACUGGAGCACUCAAAUGCAACACUCUGUGCAGACACUUUGUGGGAAUUUUGAACAAGACCUCUGGCCAAAUGGAAGUAUAUGAUGCUGAAUUAUUCAACAUGCAGCCACUGUUUCCAGAUGAACCAGUUGAGAGUGAAUUGACACGAGAAAGUGAGAGCAAAACUUUUAGAGAAAAGAUGGACUCUUGCAUCGAAGCCUUUGGUACCACCAAACAGAAGCGGGCUCUGAACUCCAGGAGAAUGAACAGAGUGGGCAAUGAAUCUUUAAAUCGUGCAGUGGCGAAAGCCGCAGAGAGUAUUAUUGAUACAAAGGGUGUGACUGCUCUGGUCAAUGAUGCCCUCCACGAUAACGUGCAAGAUGACUCCCUCUGCCUUCCUCCCUGCCACGCGGAUGCAGCCAAGCCUGAAGAUGUGUAUAAAUUUGAAGACCGUAUCCUCCUGGUGGAAUUGAUUCCUUAUUGCCCAAGUUACCCUGUUUCCCCGAAAAUAAGACAGUGUCUUAUAUUAAUUUUUGCUCCCAAAGAUGCACUAGGUCUUAUUUUCAGGGGAUGUUUUAUCUUUCUAUGCGCUAGGUCUUAUUUUCAGAGGAUGUCUUAUUUUCGGGGAAACACGGUAGAAUGUGCGCACAUGAUGGCACAGCCAGGCUUUCUGAGGGGUCUGGUCCCAUGUCACUCACAGGAGCUACAUCCUGACCUUUGCAGUUGCCCAGUGCUGUUGCUGGGAUGUCAGCUAUGCUUCCUGACUAGCUGA